Messenger RNA from Mesorhabditis belari, 1170 nucleotides. The record is from the annotation of a GenBank genome assembly. NCBI's taxonomy places the organism in Eukaryota, Metazoa, Nematoda, Chromadorea, Rhabditida, Rhabditidae.
AUGCCAAAAUUCUCUCUGAAGACCCUUCCAAAAGAGCUAUCAACGCAAGUAUUCGAUCGAACCAGUUUCCACGAUGCUCUCACUUUAUUCAGAACCGUUAAACUGGCUCAUCAGAAUUAUCUCAAGAAGGGGCUCUUUCCUCCACGAAUCGCCGAGAUCACAAUGAAGAUCAAUCCGAACAAAGAUGGCUAUUUUGUCGAUGUGAAAAUCGUCUGGCCCAAGGGUGAGUCUUAUGAAUUGGGCCUAUGCGAGAAUGGCUUCGACGCGCAACGAUUGCGGGAUCGGCUCGAGGGAUGGAAACUAAGAGAAUCGAAAAAAUUCGAGAACCAUCUCCGCUUUCCUCUCUUCAUUCUCUCAACAAUUCGAUCCUGUCAAUCCCUGAGCAUUGUCCGUGGAAUUUACACCUCAAUCGAGGAUAUACCGGCAACUUUCUCGGAUCUUUUUAAAAGAAGGAAGUUUUUCUCGAGAAUUGGCAUUGUUUCAAGAAUGCGAGUGAUCAGUGAUGGCUUUAUUGAUGUAUUUGACCACUUUUGCCCAAUGGUUUCCGAUAAAUUAAAGCUUUUUGGAGGUUCUGUAGAGAAAAAUCGGAAAAUAUUCGAGAAACCUCAGCUGAAUGGCUGUAAAAUCUAUGAGUUCCUGAAUUGGGAACCCGAUUUUCAAAUUUUAAGUCAAACAAGCGCCAAUUUCUAUCAAUUUCACUAUGGGGAGAAGGGAAAGAUGCUCGAAUCAAUGAGAGUCUUAAUAAGACAACACGCGACUAUUUCUGCUGACCUCCUGAUGCUCAAAUAUCGCCUGAAUAGAAAUUGUGUCGAGAUGAUCGACGAGAAUUUACAUGAGAUCCUCGGAGCCAUGCCCAAUGAUGAGGAAUUUGAAUGUAUCUGUUGGAAUGGAGAGCCCGGAUCGCUUGAUGAGGUCGAGUUUCUCGACUUGUGCUUUUACGAGAAAGAUGAGCCGAAAUUGAAAGAGUUUUGGGAAUUCGAGCGGAUAUUGUCCACUUUUCAAAAGAAAGUCCAGACGCGGGCGAUUGGGUAUUUUGUGAGGAAAAGCGGGGAUUUGGAGGUGAUGAUGAGAAGCGUUGAGGGAAUGAAGAGACGCCUCGUCGGGUGGAGGGAAAUCGACGAGGAGAUUGUCGAAAUUCAAGUGAUUCUUCGGAAAAGAUGGCCACUUAAA